Molecule: messenger RNA, 5571 nt
Organism: Oreochromis niloticus (Nile tilapia)
Lineage: Eukaryota; Metazoa; Chordata; Actinopteri; Cichliformes; Cichlidae
Product: glutamic acid-rich protein
Exons: 35
Coding region: 615-4325 (1236 amino acids)
Biological process (GO): regulation of transcription by RNA polymerase II
Cellular component (GO): nucleus
Molecular function (GO): RNA polymerase II cis-regulatory region sequence-specific DNA binding
Source: RefSeq, a predicted model, not a curated record
CAAAAUUAUCACGACACAACAACCGUGAAAAUAGUUGGAUUGUCACUGCUGCUCAAUCACAGCUGCCUGGUCAAUGUUUUUCAUUAGCAAUUUAGCAAAGUUGAUGGUGGUGGUGUGCGUGUCAGUUAAAGACGGAGAAGGAGAGCGAGAGACAGAUUUUGUGUUAUAACCUUCAUGUUAGGGAUGCACAGUGUGAGCACUCAGGUCGCAGACCCUGCAUCGUGACCUACGAACUUCUAACCCCUGCGAGUCAAUCGUACAGUUUGAGCAGGAGCUGAAAAACGCGACUGAAAAAAUCGCACAGUGUAUGCCCAGCUUAAGAGGCGGCUGACUUGACCACGGUGUAAAAACUGCCGUCCUUACCGGAAGUCACUGUCUGAGUAAACACCAUAACAGCCGGGAGUUUCUGUUAUAGUAAGUGAAAAGUUAAGUUUCAUAUUCAUUUUCCGGGACAUCAACUGCUGUCUAUGGCGGCAAAAGAGACCAUACUAUCAGGACCAGUGUCAUAAACUAAACCUGAACUGAAUCUGCGUAGUCGUGGGCAAAUAUUUUUCUUCCCUUGUGCUGACCAGAGUUUGUUUAGGAAGGAGAUAUCUAAUUUUGAAAAAUAAAAAAUGGAGAGAAAAAGUCUGCUUCCAGGAUUUCCACUGGAAAAUUAUGAGAAAGACAAAAAGGAAGAAAAAAGAAUUAGCCUGAAGAAAAGAAAGAGAGUCACGGAUGAUGAAGAUGAGAACAACUUGUGGCGUGUAAAAUGUGGAACCAAAAGGGGCAUCCUAGAUGUAGAGAAGUUGAAAAAAGGUGAGGCAUGUAUUGAGUAUAAAGGCUGCUUGUACAGUCCACCUGAGUUUGAGAAGCUUGCAGGAAAAGAGCCAUGUAGAAAAUGGAAGUCAACUAUUUUCUACAAUGAACUACCUCUGCAGUUUUGGUUUGAGGAAGGCUAUCUAACCACUACAGGAUAUAGACCAAAGAAAAAAAAACGAAAAUCAUGCGACUCAACAGAAGAAAGUGAGGAAGAUCAUGUUGAACAUGAAGAUGAGGAUGAAGAACGGGAAGAUGAGCAUAUGGAUGAAGAGGAUGUUGGUGGUGAUGAGUCUAGCAGUGAGGAUGAUGAGGAUGAAGAAAGUGAUAAUGAUGAAGACGAGACUGCGCCUGCUGUUGCCUCUAACCAUACUGACAGCAGUGAUAUCAAAGAGAGAGUAACAGCUACAAUUCCAACACCUGGAAAACAUGCAUUAGAGAUGAAAGAAGUAAAGGGUAUCGUUAACAUCCUUCCUGAGAAGACUAGACAUCAUCCUGACAUGCCAAGAUCUGAAGUCACUGAAAAUCCCAGAGAUGUGGCAAAAAACACAGCAAUCAAACAGCAAAAUGUUAACAAAGAACCUGAAAAGAAACGGAAGAAGACAACAAGCAGCACAAUUUCAACACCUGUGAAACCUGCACUAAAGAUCAAAGAAGAAAAGGGUGUCGUUAAUAGCCUUCCUGAGAGAGCAAGAGAUCAUCCUGACAUGACAAGAUCUGAGGUCACUGAAAAUCCCAGAGAUGUGGCAAAAAACACAGCAAUCAAACAGCAAAAUGUUAAGAAACAACCUGAAAAGAAACUGAAGAAGACAACAAGCAGCACAAUUUCGACACCUGUGAAACCUGCACUAAAGAUCAAAGAAGUAAAGGGCGUCGUUAAUAGCCUUCCUGAGAAGGCUAGACAUCAUCCUGACACGACAAGAUCUGAAGUCACUGAAAAUCCCAGAGAUGUGGCAAAAAACACAGCAAUCAAACAGCAAAAUGUUAAGAAACAACCUGAAGAGGAACUGAAGAAGACAACAAGCAGCACAAUUUCGACACUUGUGAAACCUGCACUAAAGAUCAAAGAAGUAAAGGGUGUGAUUAAAUUCCUUCCUGAGGGUCUUUACAAUGUCAAGCACAAUGAGAAGACUAGAGAUCAUCCUGACACGACAAGAUCUGAGGUCACUGAAAAUCCCAGAGAUGUGGCAAAAAACACAGCAAUCAAACAGCAAAAUGUUAAGAAACAACCUGAAGAGGAACCGAAGAAGACAACAAGCAGCACAAUUUCAACACCUGUGAAACCUGCACUAAAGAUCAAAGAAGUAAAGGGCGUCGUUAAUAGCCUUCCUGAGAGAGCAAGAGAUCAUCCUGACAUGACAAGAUCUGAGGUCACUGAAAAUCCCAGAGAUGUGGCAAAAAACACACCAAUCAAACAGCAAAAUGUUAAGAAACAACCUGAAGAGGAACUGCAAGAACGCAAGGAAGAUCAUGUUGAACAUGAAGAUGAGGAUGAAGAACAGGAAGAUGAGCAUAUAGAUGAAGAUGAUGUUGGUGAAGAUGAGCCUAGAGCUGAGAGAGAUGAGGAUGAAGAAGGUGAUAUUGAUGAAGUCGAGACUGCGCCUGCUGUUGCCUCUAACCAUACUGACAGCAGUGAUAUCAAAGAGAGAGUAACAGAUACAAUUCCAACACCUGGAAAACAUGCAUUAGAGAUGAAAGAAGUAAAGGGUAUCAUUAACAUCCUUCCUGAGAAAGCUAUAGAUCAUCCUGGCAUGCCAAGAUCUGAAUUCUCUGGAAAUAACAGAGAUGUUGCAACAAACACAGCAAUCAAACAGCUGAAUGUCAAGAAAGAACCUGAAGAGGAACUGAAAGAACGCAAGGAAGAUCAUGUUGAACAUGAAGAUGAGGAUGAGGAACAGGAAGAUGAGCAUAUAGAUGAAGAUGAUGUUGGUGAAGAUGAGCCUAGAGCUGAGAAAGAUAAGGAUGAAGAAGGUGAUAUUGAUGAAGUCGAGACUGCGCCUGCUGUUGCCUCUAACCAUACUGACAGCAGUGAUAUCAAAGAGAGAGUAACAGCUACAAUUCCAACACCUGGAAAACAUGCAUUAGAGAUGAAAGAAGUAAAGGGUAUCAUUAACAUCCUUCCUGAGCAGAAGACUAGACAUCAUCCUGACAUGCCAAGAUCUGAAGUCAGUGGAAAUAACAAAGAUGUGGCAAAAAACACAGCAAUCAAACAGCAAAAUGUUAAACAACCUGAAGAGGAACUGAAGAAGACAACAAGCAGCACAAUUUCAACACCUGUGAAACCUGCACUAAAGAUCAAAGAAGAAAAGGGUGUCGUUAAUAGCCUUCCUGAGAGAGCAAGAGAUCAUCCUGACAUGACAAGAUCUGAGGUCACUGAAAAUCCCAGAGAUGUGGCAAAAAACACACCAAUCAAACAGCAAAAUGUUAAGAAACAACCUGAAGAGGAACUGCAAGAACGCAAGGAAGAUCAUGUUGAACAUGAAGAUGAGGAUGAAGAACAGGAAGAUGAGCAUAUAGAUGAAGAUGAUGUUGGUGAUGAUGAGCCUAGAGCUGAGAAAGAUGAGGAUGAAGAAGGUGAUAAUGAUGAAGACAAGAGUGUGCCUUCUGUUGCCUCUAACCAUACUGACAGCAGUGAUAUCAAAGAGAGAGUAACAGCUACAAUUCCAACACCUGGACAACAUGCAUUAGAGAUGAAAGAAGUAAAGGGUAUCGUUAACAUCCUUCCUGAGCAGAAGACUAGACAUCAUCCUGACAUGCCAAGAUCUGAAGUCAGUGGAAAUAACAAAGAUGUGGCAAAAAACACAGCAAUCAAACAGCAAAAUGUUAAACAACCUGAAAAGAAACGGAAGAAGACAACAAGCAGCACAAUUUCGACACUUGUGAAACCUGCACUAAAGAUCAAAGAAGUAAAGGGUGUCGUUAAUAGCCUUCCUGAGAAAGCUGGAGAUCAUCCUGACAUGACAAGAUCUGAGGUCACUGAAAAUCCCAGAGAUGUGGCAAAAAACACAGCAAUCAAACAGCAAAAUGUUAAGAAACAACCUGAAGAGAAACUGCGUAUACCCAUUUUUCUGCUCAUUAACACAAAUGACGAUGAAGAUGACGAAUUGGAUCUAAAUGAGGAACUGGCAUUGGAAACAGAGCAGAGAGAUGAAGAGAUGGCAAAGCCUGAAAAUGAAAGAGAGGUUGUAAAUUCAGGAUCUGAUGUCAGUGGAAACCUCAGCGAUGUGACCUCAAACACAGCAAUCAAAGAGCAAGACGGUCCUUCCUGUGAAGCUCUGCCCGUGUCAGAUGAGUGUGAACAUAAAGAUGUCCCCUGCUCUGGCCACAGUGUAGCUGAAGUACAAUCCAUGAUGCCAGAGAUGAGUGUGGACAUGUCAGAGGCCCCGUCACCUGGGCCCUCAGCCAGCUCUGGUUUGAAUACAAUGGAUCUUGAUCAACUGAAGAGGGAAAAAAUAAAAAUGGAAGUAAAGGUUUUAAAAUUAAAAGAAGAGUAUUACACUUUGAAAAUAAAAGAACUUAAAAAAUGAGGAUUAAUGCUUCUGUAAAGCUGACAUUGCAGACAAUAAAUUAAAAGAUCGCUGUUUACAUCCACAAACUGACACACGUUAUCUGGAGGUUUCUUGAGUGGAAUGCUACUUUUGAGAAAAGCUGCAAAAUCAAGUGUGCUGCAUUUAUACACCGUACUUUGUCAUUGCUAUACUCAGGUUUCCUUUAGUAUUGUUGAUUACCAUGUUUUACUUUGUUUUUAUAAUGAAACAGAUAGAUGGUAUUUUCUUCUGUAAAAUGUGAAUAAACGAUAUUGAUGCUUUUUAUCUGUAAAUUGUGCAAAUGUUAUGAAACUGUGUUUCCUUUAGACUUUGCCCAAGCUGUAGUAAUAGUUGUAAGAAGUAGCCUUUAAACAGCAUCGUGCAAUGUCUUGAGCCACAGCUCAUUUCUUUAUGUUUUGCUUCCAAUGAGCAAGAGCUUUUAGAAAUUUGUAAGACAAAAACAAUAGAUUAGACAAUUAGACAAAAAGUUUUUCAUGGAAAUUUGUCCAACCAUAAUGAGAAAACACAAAAUGAAAAAAAAGGAGAGUUACAGUGCUGUGCAAAAGUCUUGAGCCAGGACACGUCAUGCAGAGAUAUGUUAAGUGCCCAGCUAAUAGCUCUUUGGGUAUCAUUUGGUUACACAAUUAAAAAAACCAAACUUCUGUGUUAUCUUUGGCAUUUUUCUUUUCUUUUCUUUUUUUUAUUCAAAACCUAAAUAUAGUUAUGUUAGGUAUAUAUAGACUAGAUUAAACUGAUUUACUUUGAAAUAACUCAAGAAGAAAAAGUUAUCAGGCUAUAUUUAAUUAUCCUAUAGGCUCUAAUUCUUAAGUGACAAUCAGGUCAACACUCUAUGCCAGUUGGUGGCGGUAAUGAACCAACUAGCUUUUUGACAACCACGAACAAGCACCAAGAAGAUUUUUUUUUUCUUGGGGGAAAAAAGUAAACUUAAAAAAAUAUGUCCUGUCUUUUGAAAAGUAAACUUUGAAAGUAAGUACUGAGUUUUAUCUCAUUUAUUUAUGUAGCGAUACAAAUGUUCCAAUAUCUUUUCUUUCUUUUUUUUGCCUGUCCCGUCUGUUUCUUUAGCCAUCAGAAUUAUUGUCUGAAGGCCAAGAAAGAUGCCCAAUGGAUUUACUUUACCAAGUGGAUCAUCACAGCCUUGCUGUAUUGGUCCAUUCGAUUGACCUUUGUUAUUAUUAUUAUUUUAUUUUAUUUUAUUCUCAGUUGUUACAGACGGGACAGACAUGAC